This is a messenger RNA of Cuscuta campestris, 1580 nucleotides long. Lineage: Eukaryota; Viridiplantae; Streptophyta; Magnoliopsida; Solanales; Convolvulaceae. The record is from the annotation of a GenBank genome assembly.
AAGAUUAAAUACAUUUUAAAAAACAUUUUUUGCCAAAAGAUCAUAUAAUAAUGGAGAUGUAUAGUUAUUAUAAGAUGAUGUGGAUAUUGUUCGUGGUGGCGGGAUUCGCCACCACGAGCCACGGCAACACGCUUUCCGAAGACGACCAUAUGUGGAAGCUAAGGGAGGCCGAAGCUAUGGUUCAUAACCUCAAAGCUUACCAUCCUAAGCCUGAAGCAGUUACCAAAGAACUCCAUGCCAAAGUCCACAUUGCAUUGAACGAGACAUUUGGAGAAUGGCAUGGGAGCAACAGCACGAGAAGGGAAUUGGUGAAGAAAACUCUAAGCUUCAGGGAGGGCGGAUGCAAGGCCACCAACCCCAUCGACCGGUGCUGGCGGUGCAACCCCGACUGGGCGGAGAACCGCUUCCGGCUGGCGGACUGCGCCUUGGGUUUCGGCAAGGGAACCACCGGAGGAAAGGGCGGCGCCAUCUACGUCGUGACCGACUCCUCCGACAACGACGUGCUCGAACCCAAGAACGGGACCCUCCGCCACGCCGUCAUCCAGAAGGAGCCCCUCUGGAUCGUCUUCUCCCAGAGCAUGACCAUUCGCCUUUCCCAUGAGCUCAUCAUGCAGGGCGACAAGACCAUCGACGGCCGCGGCUCCACCGUCCAAAUCGCCGGCGGUGCAGGUAUAAAGAUCCAAUUCGUGAAGAACGUGAUCAUCCAUGGCAUCAAAGUAGGGGAUAUCAAAGUGACAAGCGGCGGCAUGGUGAGAGACUCCGUUGACCACAAAGGUCUCCGGGGCUCCGACGAGGGGGACGGCAUAUCCAUCUUCGGGUCGAGCAAGAUCUGGAUCGACCACGUGUCCAUGCACAACUGCGCGGACGGGAUCAUCGACGCCGUCGCGGGGUCCACCGCCAUCACCAUCUCGAACUGCCACUUCACCGACCACGACAAGGUGCUGCUCUUCGGGGCCAACAACGUGGACCCCAUCGACAAGGUCAUGCAGAUCACGGUGGCGUUCAACCACUUCGGGAAGCGGCUCCACCAGCGGAUGCCGCGCUGCAGGUGGGGCCUCUUCCACAUCGUCAACAACGACUACACCCACUGGGUGAUGUACGCGGUUGGGGGCUCGGCGGGGGCCACCAUCAUCAGCCAGGGCAACCGGUACAUCGCCCAGGUGGGGGAGAACUUCUUCAAGGAGGUGACCCACAGGGACUGCCCCGACGACUCGUGGAAGUCGUGGACGUGGGUUUCCUCCGGGGACGUCUUCCAGAACGGGGCGUUCUUCACGCCGUCGGGGGAUCCCAACGGGGCAGAGAAGUACGGCCACAAGGACAUGAUGGAAGUGCAGUCCGGCCACGCCGUGCCGGAGCUCACCAUGUAUGCCGGCCAUCUGUCGUGCACUCCUAAAUCCCCCUGCUAAUUAUACAAUUAUCCAUAAAACCGAUCAUUAUAAUUUAUGAGUAUAAAUUUGGAUGACAAUAAUUAUUGAAUGGCUAAGGAGUAAUAGUAGUAUAAAAUACUCCGUACGUAAUAAGAACUUAUAUCUAGCUAGCUAUAAGGGCAGAUCUCGUGCUCAUAAAUUAGUACAAUAAUG